CUGUGGAGUGUGUUUCCAUAAAAUAUCAGCCACCACAGAUGAGGAGUGUAUUACCAUAGAAUAAUGACUACGACAUAUGUGCUGUGUAUUACCAUAGAAUAUUGACUGCGACAUAUGUGCUGUGUAUUACCAUAGAAUAUUGACUACGACAUAUGUGCUGUGUAUUACCACACACUAUUGACUACCACAGGUGUGCAGUGUAUUACCAUAGAAUAUUGACUGCGACAUAUGUGCUGUGUAUUACCAUAGAAUAUUGACUAUGACAUAUGUGCUGUGUAUUACCACAGAAUAUUGACUACCCCAUAUGUGCAGUGUAUUACCACAGACUAUUGACUACCACAGAUGUGCAGUGUAUUACCACAGAAUAUUGACUACCACAGAUGUGCAGUGUAUUACCACAGAAUAUUGACUACGACAUAUGUGCUGUGUAUUACCACAGAAGAUUGACUACCACAUAUGUGCAGUGUAUUACCACAGAAUAUUGACUACCACAUAUGCGCAGUGUAUUACCACAGACUAUUGACUACCACAGAUGUGCAGUGUAUUACCAUAGAAUAUUGACUACGACAUAUGUGCUGUGUAUUACCACAUAAUAUUGACUACCACAUAUGUGCAGUGUAUUACCACAGCCCAUUGACUACCACAUAUGUGCUGUGUAUUACCAUAGAAUAUUGACUACCACAGAUGUGCAGGGUAUUACCAUAGAAUAUUGACUACCACAGAUGUGCAGUGUAUUACCAUAGAUUAUUAACUACCAGAAGGGUUUAGUGUGUUACCACAUAUUGACUACCACGUAAGCAUUCAUCAUCAGUUAAAAUGGCAGAAAAGGGACAAUCAGUUGUCUGGGGUCAAGGUCAUGCGACAUGCGUACAUCACAAAGGGAAUACUUUGGACUGGUUCUGUGAGACAUGUCGUGACGUCAUAUGUGCCAAUUGUAUUUCUACUUCACACAAAGGUCAUGACAUUGUUCCGUUGAGUGAAGUCACUCCAAACAACAAACGUAAAAUAAAAACGUUCAUCAAUGAAACAGAACAAAAGGAGCUGAUUCAAAUACAACAGGAAAUCAAUUCAAACCAGGAGAGUCUGGAAAAACACCUUAGCCAUUUCAAGAGUGUGGCAGAAGAAGUGAAAAGGAAAGGAACGAAACUAAAAGAAGACAUUGAUGUUUUAACAGCUGAAACACUUUCACAGUUGAAACAUUUAGAAGAUGAAAAUACCCAACUCCUCACUAGUUACAAGACAGAACUCCAAAUGAAACUUGCAGAAUUGAAAGAUCAACUAAAUCAGUGUAAGGAAACCCUUCAGACUGGCACAGAUAUCAAGGUGUUUGACGUUACCAGAAGGCUUAACACAGACAUCACAUUACCUAGAAGACCAGUCCUUGGGACCGCCAAGAUCAGUCAAAGCAAAAAUCCUAAAGAAGCUUUAACGUCUGCAUUGGGGAAAAUUAUCUUGACUUCUUCUGGUCAAAGUGAUUAUCAUGUUUCUGCUGAAGUCGAAAAAACCGCCGAGCCAUCAGACAAGCAGCUAACGCGACCUUCAGACCAAAUGCCGUACGAUAUGACCAAUUCAACAAAACUUCCCACUAUUCUACCAAUCAUUUCAGUUCUGUCAAAAUGGGAUGCUCCAUCUGUGAUCAAGUAUAUCUGUCCUGCUAGCGAUAAAGGUGCUUGGGCAUAUGGACCUUACUUACAUUUGACACAGCUGACCAGUAAGGGAGGAAUACAGCAGGCGAUAUUUAGUCCUGUUGAAGUAACACACAUCUGUAUGUCUCCCUCUACACAAAAAGUCUGGGUAUGCUCUAGGGAAGAUAACAGUGUCAUGAAGCUGAAAUCAGGUAAAUGGUUGACAUCAAGUUCAUUGGUCCGUAAAUUCAACACGAGGGAUAAACCUAUGUGUCUGUGUGUUACUAAAGAUGGCCAUGUCCUUGUGGGGACGAAACACGGAAUCAUCAAGUACACUCGAGAAGGAAAGAAAAGUCUCAUGACAACAUCACCGUCAACGGAACCACUAAUGCGUUCACCAAUGAUGAUAUCGGAGUGUCCGGUCAGUGAGAAUGUUGCUGUACUUGAUGGAGAUUGGUCAAUUGAAAAACACAUAAUAGUGUUGAACAAACAUCUACAGGAGGUAUACAGGUACGGACCACACCAACACGGCAGUAGGCCUGAAUCCCAGACGUUCUACCCCACGUGUGUAACGUACGACAGAUUGGGACAACUGGUGGUGACUGACUUCAACAACAACUGUCUACAUCUGCUGAGUGGUGAUGGACAAUAUCUGGGAUUGCUGUAUACUGACAUAUACAGACCAAACGGUGUUUGUGUAGACAAGCAGGGAGUUCUGUGGGUGGUGCAUGGUAGCAAUAGGAAAGUAAAACGACUUAAGUACACCAGUGAUUAAAUCAAACUCAUCAUUUAAAUUGUAGACCGUCAUCUCCUACUAAUACUGAGAUAUGUACAAGGACUGGACUAUCGAUUGUGAUCCUGACUCUCCAUAUAAUUAUAUACAUAGUAAACUAUGACAUUUUUCCGUAGAAAACUUACAAGGCAAGCUCGUCAAGCCAAUCAACAGUAAAUAAAAAAUAAAGUUAAGAUAAAUUUAGAAAAAAUGGGUUUUCAGUAUUCUAGGAAAUGCCUUUGAGAGCAUAUAUUCCAUAACCCGUAUAAUGUACUUGACCACACUUGGACUAUGUCUUUCUGUUAUAGCCUAUGCAGUACAUUGAAGCAAUAUUUACAUUACAAAUCAUCAUUGUAUUUGUAUGCACAAAUUACAACAAAUAGGCAAGGGCAUCCUCCAAAUUCAAGGGAUCCGCUCUUGGAAUAUGCCUUGACAAAAUGGGAGACUUUUUACGUGAUCCCUUGUGGUAUACAGGGUCAAAGACUUUGAAAAAGAUCAAAAGAAUCGCCGUGGAUGCCAUGACGGUAAAGAAGACAGACCUUCAAGUUUAGUUCAGCCUAGUGAGUGACCAAGAUUUUGUAAUUGAAAACAAUCUUAAAGUUUACUGCCAUGACUUUGACAUGACCGAUUCCAAGGUCAGCCCUAUCGGGAAUGUAUUAAUUGGAUUCGAAGUAUACAAGGUUUAGGGGGUGACGCAUGUGUUGACCUGUUUCGAUCUAAACUUAGUUAGUUUGGUAGUUUCAGUAGUUUAACUUGAUUGAAUUGUCAAUGUUUAGUUUCAGCAGUUGUUAUUUACAGAAAUUUUGAAAUAAUAAUAUGUGAAUUUAUUUAAAUAUGUAUGUACAUAAUUUUUGUCUAAAAUUUGUCCAAAGUCACCUAAAUGAAAUAUGCAAUACCUGAUGGAUCAUUCCUGUCAACAACAGAUCGAGUCUGAUAUCUGGUCAUAAUGAGUAACAUUAUUUUCAGCAUCCUCAACAUUGAAAAAUAAAAAAAUCUAUCUAUAAUACCUUUGCUAAUUUCUGCUGGUAUUAUUCAAUUAUGCAAACAUCAUUGUGAAAAUACAUGUAAAUUGUUAUGUGACAACAACACGUUAUUGGUUGUUGUACUUCUGUUGGGUAUCAAACAUAUAAUGUGUGACGAUCAUUUCAGCAACUAUCAUGUAAGAUAGGAUUAUACUGGUCAUGUUUCUGAAUUUCUAGUGAAAACAAUGACCCAUCUAUGUAAUAACUUUCAUCUGGUAAUGAACUGUAUUAUCUGGUGUGACCAAACACAUUCUCAAUGAGUUGACAGAUGUGAAUUAAUAUUUUAAUUUUUGAAAGAGUUAUCUCCCUUGAGUUUCAGGGUUGCUCGUUAUCCAUAGAUGCCUUUGUGUGUUCCUUUGGAACUUGUCGUUAAGACAUACAAUCAUUCCAUUAUAGAAUAUAUCCAAUUAAACUAUUGUUUUAGAUUGCCAUGUGACUAAUAAUUAGAAUUGCACAUCGUCAAAUAAUAAUUACAUAUGCUUCCAGAUCGGAUAACAGCUUUGCAAGUAUAAAUAUAUACACUACGUGACACCUGCUAGUGUCAUUUCUACAAAUGUUCUCGGAGGCCAAGGUUAGAAGUCCUAUGCCUUUUUAUAUCACCAGUACGCCAUCCCAUUAUCUGCAUAAAUUUUCAUCUGACAAUGUGGAAAUAAUUUGAUGUAAACUAUAUGAGGAUCACUGUCCCACUGCUUUCGUUGCUUUUUAUAUACAGUUAAUUCCAUUGAAUUUUGUUUUGGAUGUAACUGGAUAACAAUUAUGUCAGGACACUUCAUUUGACCCGUCAGCUUAGUCGGUUAGAACGACUAUAUUAAAAUUGGAGGUCUAGGGUUCGAUUGCUAGUCUAACCCCUACGGACGUCAUCAGAUCUUUGUUGUUGUUGCUUGAAAUUUGUUUAUUUCACCUCAUUGUUGUCAUAAAAGCCUCGAAAGGUAUGGUUUUCUUUUCAUAAAUAAUCUAUCAAAGUUAUAGUCAUGCAAGAAAAACAAUGUCCAUUGAUUACAAUUGUCGGUCGUGGUAUAAGAAUCCAUAAGCUGUAUUAUUUGUGAGCACAGUAACGUGUAGUGUGUGUAUAGUGUAUGUGGGUCAUUUUUACCCCUUCCUUGUAAUAAUCAAAAUCUAAGUAUUGCAUAACUACUACAUGCUUUUCUAUGGGCCGGUGUGUAUUGAUGUUGCUUGUUUUGUAAUAAACUUUCCCUUUACUAAUCA
Messenger RNA from Mizuhopecten yessoensis (Yesso scallop), 4625 nucleotides. RefSeq lists its product as uncharacterized. The coding region runs from base 817 to 2400 and encodes 527 amino acids. The transcript has a single exon. Gene Ontology annotation, biological process: proteasome-mediated ubiquitin-dependent protein catabolic process; protein polyubiquitination. Gene Ontology annotation, molecular function: ubiquitin protein ligase activity; protein binding; zinc ion binding. The record is from RefSeq and is a predicted model, not a curated record. Lineage: Eukaryota; Metazoa; Mollusca; Bivalvia; Pectinida; Pectinidae.